Messenger RNA from Fusarium odoratissimum NRRL 54006, 2067 nucleotides. RefSeq lists its product as uncharacterized. Bases 1 to 2067 code for a protein of 688 amino acids. Gene Ontology annotation, molecular function: RNA polymerase II cis-regulatory region sequence-specific DNA binding; zinc ion binding; DNA-binding transcription factor activity, RNA polymerase II-specific. Lineage: Eukaryota; Fungi; Ascomycota; Sordariomycetes; Hypocreales; Nectriaceae. The record is from RefSeq and is a predicted model, not a curated record. Gene Ontology annotation, cellular component: nucleus. Gene Ontology annotation, biological process: positive regulation of transcription from RNA polymerase II promoter by galactose; DNA-templated transcription. The transcript has a single exon.
AUGCCCACUAAGAAGCUCAGCGAUAGCAUGCGUCGUCGCUGUGCUGCAGCGUGCGAGAGCUGCAAACGCCGAAAAGAGCGAUGCGACGGCAACUUGCCAUGUCGCCGAUGCGCCAUCCGACAGAUUGCCUCGGACUGCCGCUAUUCAACUCCAAAACGGCGGGUGUCCAUAUCCUCCCGCCAAAGUUCCAGUGUAGAUCCAAGAGACGCCCCGGAGCCACUGACAGACAUGCUGCUGGACUAUUCGAUUGUUACCCAAGACCAGCCACUUCAACAGACCGCGAACCAGCUUGGAGAUUCAUUUUUGGACCUCGGCACCACAUCCCCUGACACUUAUCGACUAGCAGAGAACGACCAACAAGGCUCCGUCUAUUUCGGAGAUGCGGCCAAUGAAUCUUUUCUUCAGCAGAUCCGCCAACUCGUUACUCGGACCCUGGGACCGUGCCCUUUUGUCGAACAGCCAAUACAAUACCAUACCAAUCAUGAUCCCUCCUGCCCACUUGCCGGGUCUGAUUCCCCACCAAAGCCCAGCCCUUCCCAUGCGAAACAACUGGUUAGUUGGAGCAUGCAGGCAACAAGUCAUUUGCUGGGUGCCUUGGACGAAUCAGAAGUUCAAGCGCAGAUAGAGCAGUGGCUUAAACGAGAGGAUGACGCUACAAGCCUCUCCUCCGCAAUUUGCUAUCUGAUCCUCGCAAAUGGUGCGCUUACAUGUCCGGGAGAUGAAGAUGCGACCGCGGAAGCAUACUACUCAUAUGCAAGGUAUCUGACAAAUUCGAAAUCGAGCCAAGGGCCAAAUCUCUCGUCGAUCCUGUGUCACAACUUGAUCGCUUUCUACCAGAUAAACUCAGGAAGACGAGACGCCGCAUAUCACUCCAUCGGGGUCGCAUGCCGACUUGCAUGCGCCAUGGGCAUCCAUAAAGUGAACAAACCGCACCACAUGAGUCACGAUGCUUCUGUUUUCCGUGAACGUCUUUGGAAAGCAUUACGACUUUUUGAUACAUUUGCCAGUGGCUCUCUAGGUCGACCUAUCUGCACAUACGAGACUCGCAACACAAAGGCCGAGAAGGGCUAUUCUUCCGCCAUUGACAUGGCAGCUAUCAUCGAAGCCGUCUUGAGGGAGGUCUACGGGCCUUCCAAGGUUUCAAGGCAUUUCAUCACUACCAUGACUCAGGAGCAUCGCUCAUGGGCAACUCGCAUGGCUUCCGGUCUAAAGACUGAUGGGUUAGAGGGCGCGGAACUAGUUCAAGGAUGUGAAUAUGUACCCACCCUGGCAUCCUCCAACAUGAAGCAGUCAUACUACUGGUCGAUCAUGCUGCUGACCCGGCCUGUUCUCCUUGAUCGAGCGGCCACACAUGCAAUGCGUGGAGGUGUCAGUGAUAACAGCUAUCGAGAUCAACAAGGAGCGACACCACCAUCACAUGCCGACACAGCUCUUGUGUAUGCUUCAGUUGACUCAGCUGUACGCAUCGUACACUUGCUUGAGACUAUCCUUACAAGAGAGGAUUUACCCAAACGGUUACCAUUUCCGGUCCACUCUGCCUUUACUGCUGCUCUGACCCUAGGUGUCGCUACCUUUGCAGAUUUGGACCACGUUUUCCCGCUACGAUCGAAUUUAGUCACUGUGGGCCAGUUGCUACAGAGGUUUGAAAAGCAUGAUAGUAUUGCCAGGUACUACUGUCAGGUUGUGCAGCAGCUCCAAUCUGUAUGUGAAGAGUAUGUGGAGCAACGGAAUAACCGUAUCGUUGAGAAGCAGAGCCAUUUGGUCGGUGAGCUAUUUGGACGUCUUCAGGAAAAGGCACCAUUGCCAAAAUACAAGAACCGGAGGAUGGACGGUGGAUGGACUGAUGAAUCAGUUACCGCCCAGGGGCUGCAUAGCCCUUUAACCUCUCUAUCAACCAUCUGUUUGACGGAGGAUUCGGCCCUAGAGGGUGACCCUGUUAGUGUUGGUGGAAGUUUUCCCGACCUGUCUUUGGAGUUAUUUCAAGAGUCCUCGUUGGUCGACAUAUCCCAUAUCGAAGAUACUUCAGAUAUAGGUAGUCUAACUUUCUCUAGCCUGAGCUGGUUCUAA